AUGGGCUGUCUUUCAGAAACAAAGGUUUUCACUGCAUCUUCUGUUCCUACAGAGAACCAUAUCACGCCGGGUCAAAGCAUUGACUUGGUGGCUCUGCUGCAGAAUCCAGCAUCAAGUACCGAGGCCGAUUCUGUCACGUUUGAGUCCUCACAGCAGCAGAAUUUUGGCCAAGCUCUUGUAUUCACAAACUCCCAGCAUAGUUCUCAGAUUACAUCUGCAGCUGGCAGCUCAAAUUCAGUAAGCACUUACGCUCCACAGAGUCUGGUCCCCUUUAAUCACACUAAGGGAGAAUCUAUUCAAGUAGCCUAUUGUCUAGCUUUUUCCGUAUCUGCAUUCACAGAUUUUAAAUCCCAGCCAGAGCCAUCACCAGUGCUAAGCCAACUAGCUCAACGACAACAGCAUCAGAUACAGCCUCUAAGUCCUCCUGGCUUGGAGUCAUUUUCCUCCCAGGUAAAGCUCAGAGAGACCUCACCUGUUGACAGCUCCUCCACAGUGGGUAAAAUGCUGCAACUUCCUACCUUGGCUUUGGACACACAAACAUUGUCUGCACAGCAGGCCCAACAGCAGAAACAGAUCAAACCUCAGAAAAGGAGAAUCCCUCCAACGUCAAAGAUCCCUGCCUCUGCUGUAGAGAUGCCAGGUUCAGCUGAUGUCACUGGAUUAAAUGUGCAGUUUGGAGCUCUGGAGUUUGGUUUAGAACCUUCUAUUCCUGACUUUGGCACAAAUGGAAGUCCAGAUAGUACAAGUCAAACACCUAAUAACUUGUAUUCUAAAACUAUAAGUGACACCUUGAAUACCUCUCUGCCAAUAUCCAGUGCAUUACAGGAGCCAAGUUACACACCUUCAGUUAUCACCACUUCCAGCCUCAGCAGCAGCUCCCAGAGUACUAGUCCAGUGACCACAACUUCCUCCUCUUAUGAACAGACACCUGUGCAUAGCAGGAUAGCAUACCAAAGCUCCAUGCCUCCAGCUGACUUGGUACCUGUUACUAACGGACACAAUGGAAUUCGGGCGCAACAAGCUUUGAACAGUAAGUACAGAAUGCAUUGA
Molecule: messenger RNA, 1050 nt
Organism: Bombina bombina (fire-bellied toad)
Lineage: Eukaryota; Metazoa; Chordata; Amphibia; Anura; Bombinatoridae
Gene: UBAP2
Product: ubiquitin associated protein 2
Exons: 8
Coding region: 1-1050 (349 amino acids)
Cellular component (GO): cytoplasm; nucleus
Source: RefSeq, a predicted model, not a curated record